Abrus precatorius (Indian licorice) is the source of this 3259-nucleotide messenger RNA. RefSeq names its product F-box/kelch-repeat protein At5g60570-like. Lineage: Eukaryota; Viridiplantae; Streptophyta; Magnoliopsida; Fabales; Fabaceae. Gene Ontology annotation, cellular component: nucleus. The record is from RefSeq and is a predicted model, not a curated record. The transcript is spliced from 3 exons. Gene Ontology annotation, molecular function: protein binding. Bases 296 to 1459 code for a protein of 387 amino acids.
GAAGAGGUCAUAACUCACAUAGUACCUUAGUCAUUCCGUGUCCAAAGUUGCAAGUUAUCUAAGCCCACUUUGUGUGUCUGUGUUUCACUCACCUCCUCUUUCCGGCAACAUGCUUUGACGCCACCCACCUUAAUUCUGUUCCUCCAUUUCUGAGAUCCACCCCUUUCUCUCCACUUCAAGGUGGUUCUGUCUCCGAGGCUUGAAAUCAGACAGAGUUUCAAAUCCUGUCGGUGAUUCAUUUGGUUGUUUUGCCAUCUGCUAUGGUUUUGUUGGGAUGCACUGAGGAUUCCUUGUCAUGACAAAGAAAUUACGUUUAGAUUGUUCUUUGCAGGAGGAUGGAAAGAAAGUGAACAACUUUCUGAGAAUGGAUGGGAGGGAAGGAGUGAACGAUGGUUUUUCUAGGCCUGGACCAAAUGAUUCGCUUCUCCCUCGUCUUAUUGAUGAUGUUGCACUCAAUUGUCUUGCUUGGGUCAGUGUAUCCGAUUAUGGUUCGCUAUCACGGAUUAAUAAAAGGUUCAAAAAACUGAUUGAAAGUGGGGAUCUAUAUAAGUUUAGGAAACAGUUGGGAGCUUUGGAGCAUUUGGUUUAUAUGGUUUGUGAUCCAAGAGGAUGGGUGGCUUUUGACCCCAAGAUAAAGAGGUGGAUGGCAUUACCUAAGAUACCUUGUGAUGAGUGCUUUAACCAUGCAGACAAGGAGUCCUUGGCCGUGGGGUGCGAACUGUUAGUCUUUGGUCGGGAAUUGAUGGAGUUUGCUAUUUGGAAGUAUAGCAUGAUUUGUCGAGGUUGGGACAAGUGUCAGGAGAUGAACCAACCUCGCUGUUUGUUUGGAUCUAGUAGUCUUGGUUCAGUUGCUAUUGUUGCUGGUGGAAGUGAUAAAUAUGGAAAUGUUCUGAAAUCAGCUGAGUUGUAUGACUCUUCAUCAGGUACGUGGGAACUUUUGCCGAACAUGCACACGCCACGUAGAUUGUGCUCUGGUUUUUUUAUGGACGGCAAAUUCUAUGUGAUUGGUGGAAUGUCAAGUACAACUGUUUCAUUAACUUGCGGAGAGGAAUACGAUCUUAGGACAAGAAAUUGGCGGAAAAUAGAGGGCAUGUAUCCAUAUGUUAAUGUGGGUGUUCAGGCACCUCCACUUGUGGCAGUUGUGGAUAAUCAGUUAUAUGCAGUUGAGCAUCGAACUAACAUGGUGAAGAAAUAUGACAAGGAAAAGAACACAUGGAAUGAAUUGGGAAGGCUUCCAGUCCGGGCAGAUUCGUCUAAUGGCUGGGGCCUGGCAUUCAAGGCUUGUGGAGAGCAACUUUUGGUUGUGGGUGGACAAAGGGGUCCAGAAGGUGAAGCUAUUGUGCUAAAUUCAUGGUGUCCUAAGUCAGGGAUUAUGAAUGGCACCAUAGACUGGAAGGUGCUUGGUGUGAAAGAACAUGUCGGGGUGUUCGUGUAUAAUUGUGCUGUUAUGGGUUGUUGAGAUAAUUUUAGAUGGACUCAACAGAAGAUGCUGGUAUUUACAAUCUGACUUAGCCUUGAAGGGUGUUUCCAUGUUCAAUCUCCUCAUUUACUAAGUUAAUUUUUGCUGGGAUAGUUUUACCUAGCUUCAAAUUUGGUUUCUUUCUUUUAACAUGGUUUAUUUGGAUGUAUUUCUCACUAUCAUGGUUCAUAAUUCUAAAUUGGUUUGAGAUUACUGAGUAGGCUUACACAUAUAUGUUCUGUUAUCUAUUUUAGCCAACUAUGUAAAACCAAUAAAUGAAGGAAUUUUCAUUGUUUAAUGCCCAUUGCUUGCUGCUUCAACCAUGUAUAUAUCAUGUUUGUCCAAAUUUGUGUCCAUUGUUCAUGCUUAGGAAAUAUUGUGUUUGUGUGUUGAAAAGGAAAGGGUUCUCAAACUGUUCAUCUAACUAGAGUUUUAAGAGUUGAGUUUCUGUGGGUAAUCGUAGGCUUGUAGCAAAUGUGCUCAGAGAAGUCAAAUGAUAGAGAUUGAUUCUAAUAUUUCUCUCACCAAUCUAUCAUUGCAUUUGGCUUGAAAUUUUAAUGUUAUAUUACAAGCACAGGUGAAAACAAAGUUACCAAGUUUUUUUAAGCCAUUUUCUUGGUUUUAUCUCUUUUAUGCAAUAUGAAAACGAGGUCCCCUCAGGUCUAUAAUGUGUUUAUAAACCUUGUCUAUUCGUCCAGCUGUACUUGCUAGAUUAAGGUCUAGUUUUCAUCUUCCUAUUUUAUGUGUGGUGUACACUUUAUCAACAAUAUGACCUUGAAAUGAUUUCUCUUAUUUAGUCAGGAAGAUUAACUGGGACCAUGCUUCAUUACUCUAUUUGAUUCCUUGGUCCUCUACGUUUGUAACCCAUUAUUUAAUGAUUCACAGCCCUUAGUACAUCAUGUACCCUUCAUCAUCAAUUUGAUGUUGAGAUGAAUGGCUAGCUUGACCUCUUCCCUCACUAACCAACAACUUGAUUGAGUGAAUUAUGCAAGAAGGCUCGCUGUAAUGCCCACUUUAUUUAUUGAUUAAUGAUAAUUGCACAUGCAUUUUACUCAUUUAUUUCGUGUCAUUAGAUGACAUUUUGAAUUAUCCUACUUUUUUUUUUUUACUUUGCCAAAAGUUGUUCUCAUUUGAAUCUUUUGCUAUAAAAAUGACUAAUGCAAUCAACAAUCUACUCCCAGGAAGAAAAUGAUAUACAACACCAAUUAAUCAAAAGGGAUUGUAGCCAACUACUCUAUCAUUUUUCUACGAUUUCUUUUUCAGCAUGGAGUGUGCAUUUAUUACUAUUUUUAUUUUGUGGGGUAUUUUAGAAAUUACAUUUUGAAGGAGAAAAAAAAGAGAGGGUCGGUAUUUUAUUUUCAAAUUAAGAGAGUUAUAUUAUAUUUAUAAAAGUAAAUAAAAAAAAGUGUUACAUUCAGUUUAUACUAUCUAUUAUUCUAAAAAAAUUAAAAAAAAGAAACAUUUCCCUUUCUUCUUAAACUUAACUCUCAAACACAUCCAUAAUCACUUGGUCCACUCUCUUUUUUUUUGUGACGUUGCUUUCGUCUUUGCUGUUUGUUUACACUGCUGCUCUCUCUCUUUUUCUUUUUUUUUUUGUCAAAGCACUUGCUGCUUAAAGUGUUUUGUAGGUUGGUUUUCCUUGGACCUUUGAUUUGGGCUCCUCGUUUUUUUAGGUUCUGCCCGUUGUGUCGUCUUUGGGCUUCUCGCCUUCAGUGUUUUUUAAGGUUCGGUUGAUGAAAAGAAAAAUAAAGCAGCAAUUUUUUUUAAAAAACGGUAACAAUGACAAAAAAAAAGAAUAAC